AGAGUUUUCACUGCAACAGGAACAUGGUUAAAGCUAAGGUCUGGACACUUCGCAAGCAUUUUGUUGGCUUUCCAAAGGAGAGUGACUUUGAGCUUAAAGAGGAAACAUUACCUGAGCUUCAAAAUGGAGAGGUCCUACUUGAGGCCAUCUUCCUCAGCCUUGAUCCAUAUAUGAGAGCUGUGAGUUCAGCCUUAAUGAAAGAAGGUGAUGUACAGAUUGGAGCUCAGGUUGCAAAGGUACUUCAAAGCAAGAACCCAGCUUUUCCUGUGGGCUGUUAUGUGGUCGCUCCAUGUGGAUGGAGGACACACAGUGUGACCAAUGGCAAAGCAAUGUUUAGCCUUGAUAUGAGCCGAGUUCUUCCUGACUGGCCACAAGACGUUCCCCUUUCCUUGGCUGUUGGUGCACUAGGGAUGCCUGGUUUGACUGCCCUGUAUGGCCUAGAGGAGAUUCUGCAGGUGAAGCCAGGUGAGAUUGUGCUGGUGAGUGCAGCAGCCGGUGCUGUGGGCACUAUGGUGGGCCAGAUUUGUAAGAUUAAAGGCUGUAAAGUGGUGGGUUCGGCUGGGAGUGAGGAAAAAGUGGCCUACCUGAAGGAGCUGGGCUUUGACUAUGUUUUCAACUACAAGACCAUAACAUCUCUGGAUGAGGCACUGAAGCAAGCUUCACCUGAAGGCUACGACUGCUACUUUGAGAAUGUUGGAGGUGCUUUCUUUACUGCUGCACUUAAUCAGAUGAGGCCUCGUGGACGCAUUGCUGUGUGUGGUGCAAUAUCACUGUACAACGCCACCACACCUCAGAUGUGUCCUUUUCCCCACAUGACCAUGCUGGCCAAGAGCAUUAGGAUUGAGGGAUUCCAAGUCAAUCAAUGGCCAGAGAAAGACGAGGCAUCUAUCAGAAGACUGCUUACAUGGCUGAAAGAGGGGAAACUUAAGGCCAAGGAAAAUGUCACAGUGGGCUUUGAGAAGAUGCCUGCUGCCUUCAUCCAGAUGCUGAAAGGGACAGAACUGGGAAAAGCUGUUGUUAAAGUGUAAUUAUUUUACUUUUUGUAAUGUCAUCUAUAUAUUAAAAAAAUAAAAUAAAUGUCACACAUAGAAAAUUCAGUCCCUGUUUGCUGUUAACAAUUUUGAAUACAAAUAAACAAAACAGGUUUAAUGAAA
This is a messenger RNA of Ictalurus punctatus (channel catfish), 1154 nucleotides long. It is a transcript of the gene ptgr1, whose product is annotated as prostaglandin reductase 1. Gene Ontology annotation, biological process: prostaglandin metabolic process. The record is from RefSeq and is marked provisional. Gene Ontology annotation, cellular component: cytoplasm. Gene Ontology annotation, molecular function: 2-alkenal reductase [NAD(P)H] activity; 15-oxoprostaglandin 13-reductase [NAD(P)+] activity. NCBI's taxonomy places the organism in Eukaryota, Metazoa, Chordata, Actinopteri, Siluriformes, Ictaluridae.